This is a messenger RNA of Anneissia japonica, 6530 nucleotides long. Its product is annotated as TATA element modulatory factor-like. The record is from RefSeq and is a predicted model, not a curated record. Bases 228 to 3686 code for a protein of 1152 amino acids. The transcript is spliced from 19 exons. Lineage: Eukaryota; Metazoa; Echinodermata; Crinoidea; Comatulida; Comatulidae. Gene Ontology annotation, cellular component: endoplasmic reticulum; Golgi apparatus.
UAUUUAUGUGUGCUCUGUUUUACGGUAAAAACAAAGGGAUAUUACCACCCUACCAGAUAAUAUUUAUCUGGUAAAUUUCUUUGGACGAGGAUGUAAUGGACAUGGAUGAAAGGUCAAAUAAUAUACACAAACAUAACAUCACGGAGCCAAGUACGUGGCCACAAACAGGCCAUGUUUAGAUGAAUUUUGGUAGUUUAUCGAUUGAUAAACUUUCGUAAAGUUUAAUCAUGAGUUGGUUUGAUUCUAGUUUUUCUAAUUUUGCAAAAGCAGCACUUUCCAACGCUCAAAAAUCUAUUGAUCGUGCGCUUGACAUUCACGACGGCGGAAAUGCUGACGACGACGAUCAGAACCAAACCCAAUCAGAAGCUAGUGUUAAAAAAAGUAAGGUCGGAGUGGGUGCGACUAAUAAGAAAAGUACAGGCUCAAGAGCAAGUCCUGUAACUGACACUAAAACUCCACAGCGAUCAACUUCGUCAACGUCUGUGAGAUCAGCUAAAUCAAGUGAAAGCUCUGAUAGCUUUUUUGAUGAGUUUUUCGAAUCGGGCUCUUCAUCUCCUGAAGUAAAACCAGUAAAAUCCCGCUCACCACUACGCAGAUCAACCUCAGGACCAAAGACAAAACAAACAAAAUCUUUACUCAAAUUGAAGAGUGAAGAAAGCAGAAAACAAAAUGUUGAAGAAAUUGUCAGUAAAAAAGGGCAAAAUAAUAAAGAAAGCUUUUCAGAGGUGGAUCUUAAUGAGAAAAUAGAUGAAGAGAAAGUAACCCAUAAAUUAGAAGAACAAAAAAAUGAAGGAGACAAUAUUUUAAAGACAGAUGGUGAUGAUGCACUCAAAGUGAGUGAAGGAAAAGAUCAUCCUGAUGCCAAGCAAAGACAGAAGGAAAAGGAUCCCGACAUUCCAGUUGAAAAGAAAUGUUCUGAUUCUGAUGAUCAUUCCCAGUCUAGCUCUGAUAAUGUUGAUGCAUCUAAACCCAAGAUUCAGCACCGGAAGACUGUCAAAGACAAAGCUAAUGAUGAUGUAAAGAAGUUGCAUAGGAGGUCCAGCGAGUCACCAUCUGAUGGAAAAUCUGACCAAUCUGAUGCUGGUGAUGACCACAUGUCCCUUAAGAGUGAUAGCGAUUUUGUUGUGAUCAGUGACUGGAAUGGAAGUGAGAUAUCAUCGGUGUACGAUCUGCGAGAGUCAUCUGCUGUCUCAUCUCCGAAGAAUAUGUCGUGUUCUUCAAACGGAAAGAGAAGUCCUGACAGUGAUUUCAGUGUGAUAUCUGAUGGGAAGCUCAGCGAAAUGCAGGAAGGUAUCCCAAUGAAUGCAGUCUUGCACAAGGCACCAAUAACUCUUUCAGAAAGAUUCUCACCAUCAUAUUCUGCCGAUACAGAGUCGGAGAAAUCAUCACCAAGUCAUAGUGAUCAUGGUGGUAGACGUACACCAACACCGCUUGGAAGUGAUGAAAAUGGUGAAGAUAACAGAAGCAGUGAAGAAUCUCCGCCUAAAAUGACAAUGAAGUUAGAAGAGGGGUUGUUAAAAGUAGCGGAGAAAGUUGCCCAGCAUGCAGAUACUCCAGGACCAUUACAUGACACAGCAGACACUUCAGAACCAAAAGAAAGUGUUGAAAAUUCUCAAGGAGGUUUGGACCCGAAUUUACAUUCACCUUUGACACAAGAUCCUUUACAAUCGGAUAAAUUACUGAAGAAAUUAGCUGAACAAGCAGAAAUAUUGCAAGCAAGAGAACGACAGAUUAUGACACUCAGCAGUCAAGCUAUUGAUAAUCAAGAGACAAAUAACAUCCUUCGCAGUCAAUUGAAACAAGUGGAGGAGCUGCGUGAAACAGAACAGAAAGAUAUUACUAAUUUAACAGAAGAAUUCACAAACAGACUCGCAUCAAUGGAGACUAAAUUGCAAGGUUCUCAAAAGGAACGAGACAGUCUGAAAAAGCAGUUGACGUCAACCCAAAAGUUGUUAAAAGAAAGGGAAGGUGACACCAAGAUGGCAGAGGACCUGAAAGAGAAAGAUGAACAGAUAACAGAAUUGAUGGCAGAAGGAGAAAAGUUAUCCAAGCAGCAGCUUCAGAAUUCCAAGAUCAUAAAAAAGUUGCGCAGCAAAGAGAAAGAGACAGAAGGAGUCCUGAAGUCUUUAAAUGAACAAUUAAAAGAAUCACAAGAAAGGGUCACACACCUUGAAGAAGUUUUAGAUGCUAAGGAAGAAGUUGAAAAGAAAAACAAAGAGGGCAUCAAGGUAUUAAAUUCUGCAGUUGAAAGGCAAGAAAAGGAGGUAAAAUCUUUGAGGUUAGAGGUCGAAGAAUCUCGAGAGAAGAUCCGCAGUACACAAGCAGCACUAGACACUUCAUACAAAGAAAUAGCAGAAUUGAACAAAAAAAUAGCAGCAAAGGAUAGUAUGGUACAAGAGAGCCAAUUGAGUGCUGAAAUGAACGCUAAAGAGUCAUUAAGGUUAGCACUAGAGAGGGCGCAACAGGAGUCUCGCAUGGAUCAGGAAACGCUAGCACUACAGGUAAAUGACUUAAGGAUGAGUUUGUCAAGAUCAGACCAGAAAUAUGCUCGUAAAGAAGACCGGUUGAAGCAGGAAAUUGGUGACUUACAACAGCGCCUCCAAGAAGGAGAGGAUAGGAACCAGGAACUUAGUCAAAAUGUCUCAGCAGCAACCAAACCUCUGUUGCGGCAGAUUGAAAACCUCCAAGCUACCUUCAACGCCCAGUCAAGCACCUGGGAACAGGUGGAGAAAAGCCUGACAGAGCGGCUUGUAGAGUGCCAAUCCCAGUUAGCUACUGCCACUGAGAAGGAACGGCUAGCAGCAGAAGGCUCCUUGGAAGUCAACUCAAAAUUAGCAUCAUUGGAAUCGCAGGUUGCUCUGCUCAGACAGGAAAAGACAAAGUACCUAACAGCACUGGAGAUGGAGAAGUCAAAGUUGCAGACACUGGAGGACACAGUCGAUCGUGAUGCUCUUCAGAUGGAUUCCCAGCGUGCAACUUAUACUAAAGCCCUGGAGGAGUUGCAGAAGGACAAAGCGCUGCUGGAGAGGAAGCUGGAGGUUGAGAAGAUGAAGGUUGAAGCAGAGCACAAGAAACUCCUUCUUGCACAAGACACCAUCAAAGAAAAGACAUCUAGAUUCAAAUUCUACAACUAUGAAGCACCUAGUUUCCAGUCUGAAAAGCGAGCACAGGAUUAUGACAGUAAUAGCUCACACAGCCACACGUCUCGCUCCAGCACGCCAACCAAAGAUGAGCGACAUCACCAUCACCAUUCUCCAUUAAUAUUCUCCCCAUCUCAGGGUGAAAUUUUGGAGCGUACAAUUUCUAUCACAGGUGGUAUUUCAAACGUGUAUGAUAGUGUUGCUGCGGGAUCAGCAACAUCGGUAAUGGAGAAUUUACAAUCUCAAUUAAAGCAAAGAGAAGGAGAAAUAACACUGUAUCAAGGAGAGAUCACACAAUUAGAGAGGACCAGGGGGUCAAUGGCUGAAGAGAUUGUAAAUCUAGCCAAUCAGAAAGAACAAUUAGAAGAGGAGGUCAAAGUACUGCCAGACCUGAACCGAAAAUUGAAUGAUUUGGAGCACCGUUACAAUGCGGUUCUGCAGAUGUAUGGUGAGAAAGCGGAGGAGGUUGAAGAACUGCGGCUAGAUCUGCAGGAUGUGAAAUCCAUGUACAGGCAGCAGAUUGAAGACUUAAUUCGAAGCAAGUGAUUGUCAGCGAAAUCAAGUUACAAUUCAACAAGUGCAAUGUUUUUGUUCAAUAGUGGCCAUCAUUUUUGUAGCACAGUGGAUACAGACACAGCACCAAUAAUAUAUCCUAGUAAAGAAAUAUAUAUAUAUAUAUAUAUAUAUAUAUAUAUAUAUAUAUACACAAUAUCAUUAAAGCCGGUUUUGCACUAGGCAAAUUUAUUCAUGCGAAUCGAAAGCGUUGUUUCAUGCACAAUAACAUUUCUAUCAGAGUUUUUGCUUCAGCGAAAUUGGUAGUUCGAAUUGUUUACACUUUUUGCGAGGCGAAAAAAAUGCGCAGCCAAUCAGAGCUCAGGAAGCAAACCAACACUGUCGAUUCGCGCGAAUAAAUUCGCCUAGUGGGAAAACAGGCAUUACGUACAUACAAAUUGACACCACUACAUACACCCUUACAAUGCUGCAAAUACACAUACAACAAAUGCUAACAAAAAAAAAAAAACACCAAACCAAAAAAAAAUAAGGUAUUGUACAAACAUAAAUGAAUACAAACAAUUUUUUUGUGAUAGUAUUUUACCAAUUUACAUACUGUAUUUCAUAUAUAAAUAUAAAUACAGGUCUCCCUCCAAUUAAAGACCACAUUUCGGACUGAGGUUUACAUGGUCUUUAGUAGCUUUGGUCUCUAAUUAGAAUAAUAAAGAUAAAAGGUGGUCUUUAAUUGGAGGGGUUUGUAAUUUGACAGAGACCUGUACACACAUACACACACAAACCCACAUAGAUCAUACCUACAAACAGGCACAACACAUUCACAACGCUAAACACAUUAAAAUACAUCCCCACAUGCAUUGAAAAACAUUUGCUCACAUACACAUUCAAAAGUUUUCCCAGAUAAAUACUCAUAAACAUAUGCCAUCACAGAUACUUACAGGCCCAUAGUCACAGCAGGAUACUUUACAAACUUACGCUUACCCCAUACACUCAACAGAUACAUUCCCACAUAGAUCAUCACAAAUGUAUACCCCAGAUAGACAGAUCCUUACAAACUUGGCCUCAUACACAUCCUUGCAUAUCAUGUACAUAGAAUUGCUGGUAAAUUGUAUAAUAAGAAUUUUAUGAUGAUUAUAUUAAGUUAUAUUUUUUAAAGGGGAAAGUAAACUUUCAUUUAUGAUGGAUGUUCAGUGUAUGUAUGUACCACCGACUUAAUACAGGAACCCUUUGAGGAGUCCUUAGAUUUAAAUUUUUUUUUUUAAACACCUUUCUGUGAAUAAUAUUUGUAAUUUAUUUUUAACUUGAUUUUUUUUUUUUAUCAAGUAUGUGAUUUUGUAUUAUUCAUUUUAAGUAUGUUUGGUGAGUGAGGGAUAAAUAAGGUUUGACAAAUAUAUUUAUUCAAUAUGUCAUAUCUUAUUUAAGAAAUAUGUUUACAAGAAGGAGAAUGCUGAAAAAUAUAUAUUUUUCAAUAUUUUUGUCAUUCUUUCUUGCAAUACCACACAUGCACGCUUGUUGUAAACUUCACUUGUGAGUUUUCCACAUGGCUUAUCAUUUUGAUAUGUCAUUGAGAAAUAGAUAGGUGAAGAUCAGAGCUAUUUUUGUCUUAAAUAUCUAGAAAAAGUCACUCUUGUAAAUCAUGUACAUGGACAUUUUUAUGAGUGUGCUGUUUUAGGUAAGAAAACGAAAAAGCUUUUUAAAUUAAAUUUGCCUUAGUCCUCGUGAUUUCUACCAUGGAUACAGGUUACUUUUGCUUCUAUAGUGAUUUUUCCGCUGGUUACAAAGCAUUUUUUAAUUGUAGUCAUUGGGCAAGUGUUUUGUCUGUCUACCAGUGAGUAUAGGACUCUCUGAUAUGAGGAUUAUUGUACUUGUUGAGGUGUAGACCAGCUCGUACAGAAACUUUCUUCUCCCCUAAUGAUGACUUUAUGUCUGAGCUUCCUGGUAAACCAGUACCAUCUGUACUCUCGUCUGUUCACAACAGGGGCUUUGUGGACCAGUAGUACUCCGGGGUAACACCUACUUGUCUUGAAAGAUGUACUGGGGUUCUUUUAAGUGCUCACAAGCUAGUUCUGUCCACUGGGCCUAUGGUUUAUUGUCCUUAUCCGAAUUGUUCCACCACUAUAACCAUAGACGAGUGAGCCACGACUCAAACGACCGACACAUCUUAACCGCUUGGCCAUGCAACUUGGUGGCAGGCAGCCCCACCAGUAACCCACUUGUACUCCUGGGUGGAGAGAAGCAGGGACACAAAUGAAAAGCACAGCGAGCAAUGAAAUGCUUGACCUUGAGGUUGGGAAAACCAAACCGUUCCCGCUGCGCCAGCCUGCUUCCACAUGUAGAGUACGAACAGGACUCUAACUUAUUAAGUAACAUUAGUAUUCUAUUUCAGCAGGCGGUGGAAUUUUCCUCAUAGUAUGCUGCCCUCAAACAAUUCUUCAAAUGUAGCUUAAAAGGGUUCACCUUGACUCUAGUGUGUUUUUAUUUUUUGUGUAAUGGUCCCAAUGUUUUUAAAAGCAGAAUCUAAGAACAAUUCUCAAUUAUUCCUUCAUUUCUUUAUAUCAGGUUGAUUUUCAUUACUGUAGUUGAACGUUAAUCACAUUCAUACUAUAGUAAUUAGUCCUAUAUUAAUUUUUUUUUUUAAAUUAUUUCAUCAUAUUCUUUUAGGAUUUGCCUGCAUGCUGUUUUGAAACAAAGCCCUAGUCUGUACCAGAACAUUGAAUUUAUUACAGUUAAUGAAAUUACAAAAAUAAUGAGGUAAAUUAUUAAGGACAAACAUGAUAAUUAGAUUAAAAUAAUUGAAUGUCAAUAAGCUAUUAAGAAUUAUGAAUUGUUUCCAAGUUUAUGGUUGAAUGAAUAUAUAAUUAAAAUUAAUUACUUGAUACACAA